Paramuricea clavata is the source of this 13316-nucleotide messenger RNA. NCBI's taxonomy places the organism in Eukaryota, Metazoa, Cnidaria, Anthozoa, Malacalcyonacea, Plexauridae. The record is from the annotation of a GenBank genome assembly.
UUUUACCAAUCCGUCGAAAACUUGGGCAUUUCUCUCGAGAAUGUCAUUGAGUUUAAGAUCUUUAUUAGGAUUUUGCGGUAAAGGUUUAGAGAUGUUGUUGAGAGGUUUCCUUGCCAAGCCCUUGGCCCACCCGGCCCACCAGCGCCAAUCACCCCCACCACCAUGCCUGAUGGACCUUGGCAAACUGUUCAUGUCGACUUCUAUGGUCCUCUACCCACUGGAGAAUACCUUCUUGUCGUUGUAGAUAGAUAUUCUCGGUUUCCCGAGGUCGAAAUUGUCCACUCCACGCGAGCCUCUAAUGUGAUACCAAAACUCGACAAGAUCUUUGCCGUUCAUGGCAUUCCUACCCUUCUCAAAAGCGACAAUGGUCCCCCUUUCAAUGGCGAAGAAUACCAACGCUAUCUAAUCGCCGUUGGAAUAAAGGCAAUCUUCUCUACUCCCAAAUGGCCCCAAAGCAACGGUGAGGGAGAACGCUUCAUGCAACCCUUGGGAAAAUCCCAGAAAGCUGCUAAACGGUCGUCCAUGGAAACAAGAGAUAAGUCGUUUCCUGUUGCACCAUCGCACCACACCGCAUUGUACCACUGGUGUUCCACCCUCUGAACAGUUAUUUAAUCGCCAAGUUCAAGGAAAAAAUCGUCGAGGUUCGGAAAAAGGAAGGUGAAAGACAACAAUACAACAAACGUUACGCUGAUGAAAAGAGAAACGUUAAAGAAAGCCCAAUAAAAGUUGGCGACUACGUUUUGUGGAAGCAAAAGAGAGGGAACAAACUCACCCCUAACUUCAAUGAAACACCCCACAUUGUGAUCUCGCGAAACAACAACACGGUGACAGCACGUAGUCAGACAGGGCACACUAUAACUCGCAAUGUAUCACACUUCAAGCGAAGCCAAAGAGUGAUGUUCAAGUCGACGACGACGAUGACAGUGAAACGUAUGACGCGGAAAGGACCGAACGAGACAGAAUUGACACUAACCCUGAGCCAGGACGAUCGACAAGGAAUGUUAGGCAACCAGAACGAUAUGGCGAGGGAAUUCCCUCGUCGGUAAUUAGAUAAAAAAGGGGAGUGAUAUAGUAAUGACGUCAGGUCAUUCACUCGGCACCAGGACUAUACGGUCGGAACUAAUUUAAAUCAAUCUCGUUCCCGAGCCUGCGAUCCUCGGGAAGGAACGCGAGGCUUUGGGAUAAAUUAAUCCGUUGCCGGAAGCCAGGAAUCCUGGCUAAGAUUGAACUACGCAUUCCAUUUCAACGGCCAAUCAGAUUCCUCCCUGAAACGGAUUAUCCCAGAGCCUCGCGUUCCUUCCCAAGGAUCGCAGGCUCGGGGAACGAGAUUGUAAUUAAAUAUAUAGACAUAGGACACGCUGUGUAGAAGGAACACACUAAGACAUCAAUCAGAACUAUAUCGUUAUGUUAUGCUAAAUAUAUUCUAUUGCACAAAUAUAUACCUAGUACUUAGAUAUUACAGCUACUAUAGUUUGAGAAACUAAACAGCUUACUUGAUUCGCCAUCAUCAAAAAUAAUAUUCCAGGAUUUUUUUAUCAGAUUGAAACACGUUUCUCCCUCUCUUGCGAAAUCAUCCGAAACAAUUUUGUAAAAUGUCUAAAAAUGACGAACUUUCUCUGUAAAUUAUUGUUUAAUACUUGGAAUAAGACUUAUAACAAACAGGAUCAAUUCGAAUGCUGGAAAUAAAAAACCAUUACGAAGUACUAGAAGGCACUCGCACACAACCUACGUCAGCGAAAAUCAAGUACCAAUUAUGCAUGCACUUUAAUCCACAAGUCUUUUCACACAAACUUAAAGUCUGCAUGGUUUCCAUAUGGUUAAUGUAGCUGUCGCGAACGUGUUGUAACUGUCGUCAGAAUGGUGUUCGUGACCAAAUGGAAACAUGAAGAAAGUCUUGUCGCAACACGCUGGCAACAGUUCACGACAGUUACAACAGUGUCGUCGAGAUAGACUCGAGUUCUAUCUCGACGACAGUUGCGUCAGGCUAAAAACGUGUCGUGACGGUUAUGUUUUAAUGGAAACGGAAAAACGACAGCGUUGCAACAGUUUUGCGACAAUUAGGGGGGGGGGGGGACCGUGUUUGUCUUUUCUAAAACUGCCGCCAGCUGCUUGUACGAUCCCUGGGUACGAAAUUAACUUACGUCAGUGCACGACAGUUACAACCAUAUGAAACACGCAUAAAAAUCAUUCACGACAAACACUUCACGACACGUUCGCGACAGUUAUACCAUAUGGAAACCAGGCUUACGACAAACUUUUGUAAAUGCGUUUGCCUUGACCCAUGGCCGCCACAGCCUUUAGUUUCCUGCUGACAACGAACAACCCAACCGAGGGUAAAGACUCCUGAUACACAUAAGUUUUUAUACAAUAAUAUUUUAUACAAUAAUUGAAUAAGUGAGGAUUUCCACUUUAACAGAGAGAUAUUUCGUCGUCCGAAUAUUUCGCUUGAUUUCUUUCGAAUUGUGAGCAUCCGAAUAAAUCAGUUCUACUUAACUGCUCACAAUUCAAAAGAAAUUGAGCGAAAUAUUUCAACAGCAAAAUUUUCUUGCAAGCGGAAAUGCAGUUUAUUAAGCGAUUAUACCUCACAAGGAGGUUUUAAUUAUUAAUUUCCAUACCUCACAAGGAGGUUUUAAUUGUUAAUUUCCAUACCUCACAAGGCGUGAUAUUCUGGAACUGAAGAAUUGGAGCUGAAGAGGCAAUAGCACUAGAAAGAUAUUGUAAAAUUAAUGAUAAAUCUCUACAAACUUUCGAUAACAAUUAAACGGAAAUUUCACAUUGAUUUUGAACCGCUAUUAUGAUUUUAUUUUUGAAAGUUGUUCCCAAGAUUUUUGUUUAUUAAUUGGAGUGAAUAAUACAACUGUACUUCUGUACUCAGGGGGGGGGGGGGGGUCAGAUUACCUGAUUUUUUCAAUUACGUUCUACGUUAUGCAUUUUUAGCUAGCGUUCACUUUUAGCGUCCACAUUUGCCUGUCAAUGCUCUUAUCUUGAUUCCCCUGAAAACCAACUCAAGUCACGCCUAAAUGUACCUGCAAUUACUCAUGAACUAAUACUGCGGGGCUGUUACAUCCCCCCACACACACACACACACACACACACCGGUCGCUAUGGCCCUGCCCUGUAGCCAUGUUAACAAAACAUAACACGGAAAUGAAUUUCACGAAUACACUAACCCAGCUACAACAUUUGGAAAUUUCAUCCUAAACCAAGCCGCCAACAUGCCUGAAAACAAAAGUAUCAUGGUAAGAGGGUCCCAAAGGGUAAAAUGAGAACUGGGAUUUGUCUAUUUUUGGGCUGGUAAAUGAGACUUGGGUUACUGGGAAUGAAAGACACAAAAUGGGAAAACCUGUGAUACCAUUAUAAAAACAGUUGUAGUUGGACAUUGCGCAGUUGAAAUAACUUUAAUGUCCUAGAAGAAAUUUCAAUCUGCACUUUCCCACCUCGAGGUAAUUUUUCGCAGGAGCGAUGUAUAAGAUAUUGUAUAAGAUAUAACAUGAGCCAAAGACGAGUGGUUUUAUAUCUUCAUAAUUAGAACACAGACAUGAAUGUUUCAUGUAUAUAGCUUGUGAUUCGUCUUCAUGAAAAUCAAUAAUCUCAAAGUAGUCCAAGAUAUGAAAUAUAUUUGAAUGAACUUCAACUUUAUCUAAAUCAUCUGAGGCCAGUUAUUCAAAGCUGGAUUAAUGCUAACCCUCGGUUAAAAUUUAACCUAAUGUUUUGUUUUAUGUAUUCUGCACGUCUGUUUAUUUCAAAAUUAUAGAAACCAAAACUUCUGUUGAUGCAGACAAGAUUUCUAGAAAAACAUUUCCCGAUUUUUACGAACAAACUGUUGGGAAGAUUGCUUUGAAAAUUUUGUUAACCUUGGAUUGAGCCAUAAACCGGUUUUUGAACAAACAACCCCCAGGAUUUUGUCUCAGAUAUAUAGAAGCUCCAUUUUAUAUCACGCUCAUUGAAGAAGACAGCAUUGAGAAAACAAAAUACCUCCAUAUGAUCCACCUAACGCAAUUACAGGACUGUGAUCUGCACCGUCACGUGUUUUCUGAAAGCAUAAAACAGACAUGGCAUCCACUUGGCAUGGUCAUAUUGUACAGUUGGUAAUUCAUUAUAUCAUGAAUGUAAACUAAUUAAAUAUAAAUAAUACCGUAAAUUUAAUUUAAUGAGUAUUAUAAAACUCAUUAAUAAUUCAUGAAGAAAAUUCAAAAGAAAUGAAUGUUUAAUCAAUGUUUGUAAAACUCAUAAAGAUUUGUCCUGAUUUACUGAUAUUAUUAUAAUUCUCGCCUACGGCUCGAGUUUUUAUAUCAGAUAAAGAUCGGCUGCUCAUGUUUUAUCUAGUACGUAAAUAAUAGUGUGGGUCUUAAUAUGCGUUUCAGGAGAGUUGAUAUAUAUGAUCAGUAUGAAGUUAUGAGGUAUUAGUGAUAUCAUCAUUUGUUGUUUGCAUGAGGGUGAUAGCAGAUGUGAUGAUUUUUUGCAUCUACUUGCAACGGAACGCUGUUCCUGAUGCAUCUGAGUUAUGAAAACUGAAGAGGUUCAGUAAGGAUUAGACGACAUAUUACUGACAUUAGAAAGGUUAAGAUUUGACUCCAACUAUACCACUGCCUACCACAGGCUUAAUACGCUUUCACGGUUACAUGCAUCUGAUUGGUUCAUGGUAACUGUAGCGGUAGUGGAAAUCAAAAUUUGAAGAAACAUAAAUCCAACAGCGUUCGCAUUAUCAUUCAUACAAUUAUUGUGUUGCUUACACUCUGGUAUCAAUCAAGGACUUCUUACCCUGUCACGAGACUAGGUGCAGCCGGCUGGGACUUCUGAUCCACACUUACCUUGAUAUGUUGUAUCAUCGUUGCAAAAUCAGCCAGUGCUUGUUCUGACGACAAGAACCCCAAAUGUUCAGGACUCUAAAAAUCAAAAGUCUCUAAUCAUGACAAAUUCUGUUGCAAUGACGUAAAACAUGGUCAUUGGCGAUGACGUAAUUUGAUGCGAAAACUCAAUUUACACAAAAUAUUUUAGAAAUGGCCAGCCUUACCUUGUAAGAAGUGUUACCAAAUGGCAGAGAUUUUCCAUAAAAUCUGUGCUCACCAAAAACUAGCAUUGCAUUAAAUUCUUCUGCAAUAUCCCACAUGAAUCCCUAAAUUAAUAGAUGUGGAGUCUUUCUUAAAUACUGCAUGCUAAAAACCUUUACAGAUAGUCUGCUACAAAACUAUACAGUUCUCCACUUCCUGUUAGUUCCUUUCCAAACGUAUCGUACCAACAUUUAUCAUACUUCACGAGUACUUGGUUAGAACAAUACUUUAAUGACAUAUAAUGGUCACAAAACAAAAUGCUACCACAAACCAACCAAACUAAAUUGAUGAUAAUUGUAAUUACAUUUUACGACUUAUAUAUAUAUAUAUAUACUGUAGCAGAAUCAUUAAAUCCUCUCCAAAACUGACAACAAAUUAUAUUGCAUACUGUAUAUUAGUAGGAAAGACAAUAAUAUCUGAAACCUUUUGAAGGACAGGUGACUAGUUAUAUUGGCUACUAUAUUACUACCUUCCCGAAGGAGGGCCUUCGCUCAAGGUAGUUAUUUUUCAAGUAGUUAUAUCCCUAUCAAUCUGAAACUUUCAUAAAAGCCGUUUAAUAUAUAGUUUAUUUCAGAACCAUCCUGAGAGAUAUGAGAAACUAGUAAUUGUAGGAUGGUUCUGAAAUUGAAACACUGCGCGUCUUCCAAGGCAAGCGUUAAGUCACAAAAAUAUUUCGUGCACUUAAAUUGGAUAAGACUCGCUACCAAUCCCCGUUGACUCGAUGGGUAGAGCAGCAGUCUGGAAACACUAUGCGAAUUCUAAUCCCGCUCGAGACAAAUACUUUUUCGUUGUACUCUGCAGUUUCAGAAUAAUAUGAAAUAUAGCCUAUUAUUUAAGGAAAUAGUUUCAUCAAAUUUAAGCCAAAAGAAUCGACAUUUUCAGCACGUCAAGAGGGCAAAAUAUGUGUGCACCCCCAAUACAGCGUACCCAUGCACCACUGGUAGAAAGUACGUCACUUGACUUACUGUGUUAUUGCAAAACCACGUGAUAUCACCUUCAUUACCACAGUAAAACAAUAUUGGCCCUCCGGACUUCCAGUAUUUAUCACUGACCAAGUAACGUUGUUUAAAUGUCUUAUUUCUUUCAAAACUGAAGUGGUCCAACUAUAUGUUAAAAUAUAAAACAUAUUCAAACACUAUGACUUAUUAAAGUACAUUAUAUCAAAUGGCAUAUUGACCCAUGGCCUAACGAACCCUAUAACCAAUCUUUGACCAGUGGUAAUCGUUUAGUGCAAAACUGGAGAAUUAAAUAAUAAUCUUUCAAACCAAAAAUGAGGACUGAAAUCUAAACCUAUGGUUAGUGACGCCAAGGUUUUGAGAUGCUUCCUUCGAAUAUUACUAUAUACUAUAUAGUAGCGUAAUGAUUUUUUAUCAAUCCACUCUCAUUCAUUCUGUCCAACUGUAAUGCUUGGGUUCCAUAUGACGUGACGUGGGGGGUCAAGGGUAUGUGUCAAGGGUAAGCUUGGGCUAAAAGGGACAGCUUUUAUAUUGUUUAUAUUGUUUUGUAUUGCCUAUUGGCUUUUAUAAUAUAGUCGGAGAAUUCAUUUACAUGUUUCUUUGUUGUUUUAGUUAACUUCAGUCCAAUGAUUGACCCCCACCUGAGUCAAAUUUUGCUAAAAUAUCACGUGAUUGAAACCCAAGAAUAGAUUACUGCAAUAAGACAUGAACUGCUGAAUGCCAACAAUUCAACAAAAGUUGUUUUUUUCAAACACUGGCAUCUCAUUUUAAUUAAAUUAUUGUUAGAAAAAAGAUAGGGAAGAUCCAUAUGUCAUCUGCUUUAUGUUUAGAGCUAAGUGCUGUGCUGACCAUUGCUUAACGGCCUUAACCCAUUCAUUGGCAUUGAGCACCAACGCUCUCCCCUUGACGAGCAAAACUAUCUAGGAUUAGACAGAGUAAAAUAAUAAAGUACUAGCUGGGCACAUUAGAGUGCAAUGCAAGUUAAUGGGUUAAUAAUAAUUAAUCAACACCAAGUUGAACAACCAGAUUAAACUCUUGAAGCAGCCUCAAGGCUACAAGACUAAUGAGGUAGUCCAGGGGAAAAGACUAAACACUACCGAAGGACAAUCUUUUCUAGACACUUUUAAAGAGUGUCUUGAGAUCCCAGUUUGAUUGAGAAUGUGGAAAAAUUUGUCCAAACUGUGACAGCAAAAUGAAGAUGGCAGAAAAUGAUAGCAACGUGCUGAAAGUGAUCUUUCACAACUGAAACAUUUGCAGCUUUGAAACAUUUACCCAGUUUUGACCUGCACAGAGCCAGCAAUUCCCUGACAAGCAGGACUAAUUGCAGUGACCCAAUACCCAUGGCAUACCAUGUGUUAAACCGGAAUUAGCUCAGUAUCCAUUGGGAUACCAUAUGUGUUAAAUUGGACACUGGAAUUAGCUCAGUAUCCAUUGGGAUACUAAACAAAUGUGUGUCAUCCACAGGGUUUUCUCCCAACAACGGGAAAAAUCAGGGGGCAGAAAGAAAUUCACCUGACGUUUUUCCUAUUUGUCAAAAUUUUGUGUUACUUUUACAUAUUUCUGGUAUUUUCAUAUACUAUAUUACAUAUGUCUUCUUUUUAAAGUUAUUUCCCCCAAUUUUUGCCUGAAUUAUGUUUGUAAUUUGCAUGACUUCAUUUUCACUGGGGGGGAGGCAACUGCCCCCCCCCCAGCCCCCCAAAGAAAGCCAACUUCAAUGUUUUGAUACCGCUAAGUAGAAUGUCUAUUAUCCAAACAACUACUAGGAUACUGGGAGGGCUGUUAUGGUUGCAGGGGGGAGGCUGUGUUUUUACAGCCACUGAAAUCAGGGAGGCAAGCUCGCCCCCCCCCAAAAAAAAAGUUUAAAUUUUGAGUCUCUGAAAUGGUAUUUCCUGUAUUUUGAAGAUGCUUUGUGGCAAAAUACAAUUGUUUUGAACAGUGUCUAACAGCACUACACACUGGUUACAACAAGUUCCCAAUGCAUUGGGCUUGGGUCCCCAACAGGGUGCCUCCCUGUGAUGCCACAUGGCCCUAGCUUGGACCGGCAGGAUAUAUGUUUCAAUAUCAAGUCUUGCAUCAUUGCUACAGCAAUUUUGCUGAGUGUGGAAGUUAGUGCACACAUGAUGAUGACAUAAGGAAACUUGGGAAAGUUCUUCUCCAUUUCCCAUGCAACUCCUUACCAGCCCUGAGUAUCAACACAAAAGUCCUGUCCAUUUGCAAGAGAUACAUGCCACUAAGUCCAGUUAGGGGGUGUUUAUAUAAGCCCACUAUGGGCAGGGAGGCAGGUAGUCUCCUACGCAGCCUGUUCGCGGGUCCGAGGUUUUGGGGAGAAAACCUCGGACCCGCGAACAGGCUGCGUAGGAGACUAGGAGGCAGGCAAUGAGUUAUUAAUUGAAAUCCUUAUUAAAAAUUCUUCCCCAUGAACCUAUAGCCAAGAUUUGUUUAGUAUGGCUGAAUAGUAAUUCCCAUAUAAACACAACAGGACGGGCUGACCCUCCUAGUAGGUCUCAAUGAAAUACCCACCAUAUCUGUAAGAAAAUCAGCUUUUUCAAUAUUUAGCUCAAAUAUUUAGCUCUAGAAUAAUAUAAUUAAUAUUUAAUAGUAAGUUGGUUGUUUGAAAAUUUGAUUUGCCAGAAUAUGAUGUUGGACUUCAUAAAAUAAGGCAGAAAGGUAUCAGCUUACCGUAAACUUAAAAAAACCUUUCCAUGUGGAAAUUUUUCAUUAUUCAUAAUAAUGAUGGAAGUGAGCCAGUCCUGGCAAGAUGGUCCAAAUCAGGGCUUGCCCCAGUCGCCAGAUCUUCAAACCAGGGCCUAGGGCUCAUGCAGUAAACACACCCCAAAUUGAGAUUACAUGGAGGAGAUCUUGUCCAGUUUUGCCCUACUUUGCAAACACUACAGUUAUAUCAGUUAUGCUAGUAAGGCCGCAUCAAAUUCAGAAAGUGUAGAUCUAUUGGCUCAUGGUAGUCAGCCAAAUGAAUGUAAACAUCCCACUGAUAGAUCAGUGAAACAUCCCCCUAAUGCCAAUAUUUACAAGCUUGGUCUGAUUUUAAUUAAAAGAUUUAUAUUUUGUGACAAAUUUGCAAUUAACAUAGUAGCUUAUGUUUAUAAAAGUGCAGUUUCAAGUGAAUUCAGAGAUAAUCAUAGGGGCAAGAUAAUUAGUUAUUAAUAAUGAAAUUUUAAAUAUUCAUUGAGCUAAUGAGCUUCAACCAAUAUAUUCGUCAUAUAUAUAAAACUAAAGUAAACAGUACAUUUAAUACCAAAUAUUUCCCAAUAACUCUACAAUUCUCAUAUUAAAUAGCUGACCUUUUGAUCAAAAUACUUGGUUUCAUACGUACAAAAUUUACAUUCUGAUUUCUUUGCUGCUUGGUUUGUUGUUGACACAGGCUGUCUGGGAAAAUGAGCCUUGAGGCGAAAAUAUCCAAAAGUUUCGUUGAACGAUAUAGUAAGGAGGAAUACACAACAAAAAUAUUGAGAACAAAAUAAUCCCAUGUUGUGUCAAGUAAAAGUAAAAUAUUAUCCAAGCAGAACAGGUACCCGCAACACGCAAUUUAUUCCUGUACACUAAAUCACAAGACCAAUAUCUGUGCCAAUAUCACUCCAACAGUCCAACUUGUAAAUUUGUGACGUCACAUGUCGAAAAAUAACUUGUUUGCAAUCUGGCGACUAUGGUGGCGACGGAACAGGUUUUUUUUUGGUGGGGGCUAAGGCUAAUUUCCAUAAAUUGUCCAACAUAUAAAAAUGGGGUGGAAAGACAGACGAUCCGUUUUUUUCGGCCCCAGCCGCCCCACUAAUUUUAUUUUUGAGGGCUGUAGCCCCCUAGCCCCCUGUUCCACCGCCUAUGGAUGACUGUCACGCCCAGGUAUCUCUUAAAAGGUAUUUCUGACAUGCUGUAAAGUUUCACCGUUGAUGAUGUGCUAUUCAACUCUCGAGGGUUGAAUUUGAGUCCCCAUCUUUGAGUCCAUUUAUCCACGUUUCUAGUUUCUGACGACACAGGCUUCGGUUUUUCACAAUAAUUAAUAAAAAUAAAGAACGUAUGAUCACUUUGUAUGAGCAAUUCAAUCACGAAACAUGUUCAUUUUAGGCUGGUAUUUAGUUGAAAAACUUCAAUAUUGGGUUUUUCUUUAUAUGAAUAUGAAUAUAUUGUAUCAUGAUAGGGCUAUCUUGUGUAUAAAUUCGUUUAUAAUAAUAAUGACACAUAAAUCAGUCAUUUCAUAUUUCGCAAGAACAAAUAUUGGCAAUUCACGGCCCACGAUAAUACCCUAUUAGUAUUUCCCCACACGCAAGAUCUAGAAAUUCACUGCCAGUCUGGCCGCUAGUUAGAUGUCCGCACCAACAAAGUUCUGCAGUCCGCAAAUACUUCUCGCCGCAUGACAUUGGAUAUCAUUCAAUAAUUCACAAUCGCGGAUUCUGAUUGGACUGUGGCUGGGUGUGACGAGUCAAUAUCCUGUCACGUGAACAAUGUUUGAUCGAUAGCCCACAUACUUUCUGCAUUGCGCGUUGUGAGAACUGACGAUUGUUGUGAGUUUAUAUUGAUUUUAUAUUGAUUUUGUGGGAAUUUAUUGCAGAAUUAAAGAAUAAUUUUUAUCAAAGAUUGCUCUAAGAGUGAUUUUGAAUCAAACGAAGUGAAAAUGAAUGAAUAUUACGGUGGUAAUAUCCCAGGAAAUGUUCCUUAUUUCAAUCCUGUUCCAAUGAACGCCAGUAUGGUGAACCCGACGCCUCAGCCGGACAAUGAAGUCUACAACUUUGAUAUCGGGAAUCUGUUCACGAGUUUGCUCACACAACAUGCACAUAUUGAUCCUAACGACAAACCGUAUGCUUGCGACGUUUGUAAGAAGUCAUUCUCACAGGCAAGUGCUCUAGAUCGACAUAAAAAAAUUCAUAGUAAUGAACAAUAUGUUUGCGACAUCUGUGGACAACGUUGUUCGCAGUCAGGUGACUUGAUACGUCAUCGUAGAAUCCACACUGGUGAAAAACCUUAUACAUGUGAUGUGUGCAAAAAAUCAUUUUCCCAAUCUAAAUCUCUUUCUCGACAUAAACGCACACAUUCCGGCAUUAAACCAUACACAUGUGAUGUUUGUAAGAGAUCAUUUGCUGAUGCCGGCUACUUGGUUAUACACAAGAGAAAACAUACCGGGGAACGUCCGUAUAAAUGUGGUUCAUGUGAGAAAGCCUAUUCCAAUCUUGUAUCUCUACAGAAUCAUAUAAGAACACAUACCGGUGUGACUCCUUAUAAAUGUGACAAAUGCAAUAAGAAAUUUUUCACAUUACCAGGGUUACGUUAUCACGAAACGACUCAUACAGGAUACAAGCCUCACCAGUGUGACCAAUGUAACAAAGCAUUUGCUACUUCAUCUAAACUGAUAUGUCAUAAACGAACACAUUCAGGUGCCAAGCCGUACAAAUGUAAUUUAUGUGACAAGGCAUAUGCCCAGUCCUUUGAUCUAAAACGACAUAAGAAAACUCACAGUGGCAUCCGAUCUUUCCAUUGUGAUUUAUGUAACAAAGCGUUUUUCUGGUCCGGCAGUUUACGUGAACAUAAAAAGCAACACCUUGAGGAGAAACCUUUCAAAUGUAAUAUUUGCGAUAAAAGUUUCACCUGGUCGAGUGCCCUUGGUGACCACAAGAAAACUCAUGCUGAAGCUAACGCUGACAAACCACAUCAAUGUGAUGUCUGUGGGAAAACAUUUAAUGCAUUAGGGUACUUAAAUAGACAUAAAAAUAAACACACUGAAGAUGAGAUGAAUGGUAUUGUGGCGCCAAAUACUAACCCUUCAUCCAGUGGACGACUAUACACAUGCGAUGUGUGUCAGAAGACAUUCACAACAUCCUCCAGACUCAAAUGCCAUACACGAACACACACAGGAGAAAAGCCUUACCAAUGUGACCAGUGUCCAAAAGCUUACUCACAAUCGUUUGAUUUGAAGAGACACAAGCAGACCCACAGCGGAGUGAAAAGUUACCAAUGUGACUUGUGCGACAAGGCGUUCUUCUGGUCGGGCAGUUUACGACAACAUAAACGACAGCAUGUGGAAGAAAAACCUUUUAAAUGUGACAUUUGUGACAAAAGUUUUACCUGGUCUAGCGCAUUAGGAGAACACAAGGCAGUCCAUGGUAUUGAGAAACCUUUUAAAUGUGACUGCGGGAAGGCAUUUGCUGCUUUAGGCUAUCUUAAUACUCAUAAAAACACUUGUGAUGGACAAAACACUGAUCCCAAUGGUGACAAUUCUGUACAAGAAAAAAGACCAAAGAAAAAUAAAUGUGAUGUUUGUGAGAAGAGUUUUGCAACCAUGUACAAACUGAAAUGUCAUCAAAGAACACAUACCGGGGAAAAACCAUAUAAAUGUGAUCAAUGUCCCAAAGCUUAUGCCCAAUCAUUUGACUUGAAACGUCAUCAAGAAAGUCACAGUGGAGAUAAAACAUUUGCUUGUGAUCAAUGUCACAAAACGUUUCUUUAUGAAUUCAGUUUGCGUAAACACAAGAAGCAACAUUUGAAAGGACAAACGCAUGAAUGUGAUGAAUGUGAAAUGAAAUUCUCCUCAGCCUCCAAACUUAAAACUCACAAGAGAAGACACACAGGAGAGAAACCUUACCAAUGUGACCAGUGUCCUAAAGCCUACGCUCAGUCAUUUGAUUUGAAACGACACAAGCAGACCCACAGUGGAGUCAAAAGUUAUCAAUGCGAUAUGUGCGACAAGGCAUUCUUUUGGUCUGGUAGUUUACGUCAACAUAAGAAACAACACGCUGCUGAACUUCUGAUAGAAUGUGGAAAGACAUUAGCUGCACUGGCUAAUGAAAACCAAAACCAUGUUAGUGAAGAAACAAAGGGUCAAAAUACUUCAGAACAAGUUGAUUAUCCCACAAGUGAAGAAACAGAAGUAGCCUCUACUAGUACGAGUGAUGAAAAUAUCCAGACAACGGCAGAACCAGAAGCGGCUACCACUAGUACGAGUGAUGAAAGUAUCCAGAAGACGGCAGAACCAGAUGCGGCUACCACUAGUACAAGUGAUGAAAAUAUCCAGACAACGGUAGAAGCAGCCACGACUAGUAAGAAUGGUGAAAAAAUGCACACCUGUGAUGUUUGCAAGAAGAUAUUUGCCACAGCUUCCAAGCUUUCACGACAUAAAAUAACACAUUCAAAUGAAAAACCUUAUCAAUGUGACCAGUGUGAUAAAGCUUAUGCUCGCUCAUAUGACUUGAAACGACACAAGGACACCCACAGUGGAGCUAAGAAUCACAAAUGUGAUAUUUGUAACAAAGAAUUUGUUUGGGAAAAAAACUUACGUAAGCAUAAGAAACAACAUAAUGCUGAAUAA